Messenger RNA from Anneissia japonica, 2495 nucleotides. RefSeq lists its product as uncharacterized. The record is from RefSeq and is a predicted model, not a curated record. The transcript has 2 exons. Gene Ontology annotation, cellular component: extracellular region. Gene Ontology annotation, molecular function: cytokine activity. NCBI's taxonomy places the organism in Eukaryota, Metazoa, Echinodermata, Crinoidea, Comatulida, Comatulidae. Bases 104 to 715 code for a protein of 203 amino acids.
UUUAAAAAAUAAACGAGGAGACUCAGCCAUAGGACAAUAUAUUUUUCUAUUAUUUACAAUAGAAAUUUCUCAUUUCAUAAAUUUAAUUAUAAAUAAAGGCAAAAUGUAUUCCAUCUUCAGCAAGGGUGUUUUAUGCGCCGUAUUUGUAUUUCUGUCAGCAGCAUGUGGAAGUCCACUGUCGAGGAUGAGGCGUUCAUCGACGUCUUCUAGCCAACAAGACGGGCCUUUCAGCAGGUGCUCCAACACAUCGUCGUUAACUUAUCCACAACUGUAUUAUCCUGCGACAAAUACUGUCCCCGUCCAUGCGUUUGAUACGAGUCUACUUUCACAAACUAACUACAAUACGGAGAGCGAGAUCCCACACAAAGAAUGUCCGUACAACAAAGUGCCAACCGACUAUAGUUUAUCUGAGUCUGGUCUUUGUCCGUUUGAAUUUUAUGAAGACUACCAAGCUGAUCGAAUCCCAGCCAAAAUUAUGAAAGCAAGGUGCCGACCGACCUGUACCACCUGCAUCGACCCCUUCGACAACACGCAGACGUCGACGUUGGGAUGUAAAGAAGUCAUGUACACAAUGAAAGCCAUGAGGAAGGUUGGCUGUGAGGGAAGUGUGUUCCAAUUUGAACAGUACGAUGAAAUCUUUCCUGUUGCCUGUAUUUGCCAAAGAACCGUGAGACCGUCGAAUAAUCCGGGUUCAGGGGGCCUACCACCAAAUUAAACGAUCGUCACGUCUGUCAAACAUGGAAGUAAUUCAUUAAUGAGAGAUUAUACGUGUGUGUUAGCUGAAACCUUGAUUAUACAGAGUAUAUUAUUUAUUUAUGCAGGGUAUUAUUGUCAUUUAUUCAGAUGUAGGCCUACAUAUUAUAUAAAUGCAAUUUUUAUACGGUAAUUUGAUUUUUCCAAUAACUGACGAUACGUGGUAUAUCAUGUGUGUUAAAUUAAUCUAUUUUCAGAAUAAUAAAAUAUAAGUAUUAUAUUAUUAAAUAAUUAUAUUUUACAAUAAAACUUAAAAUUGCAUUCAUUUUAGAACGCCAUUAAGCUUAAUUUAUAUUUAUCAUUAUUAUAACUAUUUAAUUUAUGAGAAUAUUCUAUUUAUGUUUUUACGAUAUUUUAAUUGCGGAUAAAUCCGUAUUGUACUACAGUAUAUAUUAUGGCUUUAAAAGAGACGAAGCUUAGGGGAUAUCUGUGUGGCACACGUGUCUAGUGGUACGUGUGAUGUGUUUAUGUGCAUUUUACACAUGACGCAAAUAAUCCCUAUCGGGACAUACUCGCUGUUGUAAGCAGUUUGAACAUUUUCAAGUAUCUACUAUGUAGAGAAUGAAUUUAUAGGUAACACAUGACCAAGUGGUCACGUGCCCGUUUUCUUUUUAAACUACAUAAGGAAAAAUUGUAAAAAUUUUAUAUUAUAUUGUAACAUAUACAAUGUCUUUUAUAAUUUAAUUUUUGAUGCAUAUAUUAUGCCAAAUAUAUUAUUUAUUCUUCUUUUAGGAGUGAUCUAAAAUUGUACAUAAUUAUUAAUAGACCUACAAAUUAUAAGCAAUAAUAAAUGUAGGCCUAUAUUCACACUUAGGCAUACAUUUUAGAGUUAAGACUAGCUUAGGAAUUUAAUUAUUUUAUUUUUUUUAAAUGUAAUGCAUAUGCCAAAUGGGUUAUUUUCUCUAUAUAAGUGAUCUUAAAUUGUACAUAAUAUUUGCAAGCAUGCUUGCAAGCAGAUUAUAUACAUAGGCCUAUCAUAGGGCUAAAGUUUUAGAGUUACGAAAGCUUACGAAUUUACCAGUGUUAUGGUAUUUUAAAUUUAUUAUAUCCGUUAUAAAUUCAAUGGAUAUACCAAAUAGCCUAAUUGCUGUAUUCUUCCUAUAAGAGUGACGUUCAAUUGUACAUAAUGUGACGUAUUUAUACAAGUUGUAUAGCCAAAUUUCAAAACGUUGAAUGCUUUCAAGAAAAUGAUAUUCAAUCACAGGCCUAAAGUUGUUAAAUUAAGAAAGCUUACACAAUUAUUAUAGCUUUAUUGUAUUAUAAUUUUAUUUAUAAAUAUAUAUAUAUAUAUAUAUUAUUGAAAUUAUAUUAUUUUAUGAUAAUUAAGUUAUUUAAAUCCAAAUAUAGAUAUUUAUUACGGUAUGCUACUUAUGUUAUUUGAUCCAUCGAUUAUAUUAAUUAGGUUUAAAUAAACUUUUUGACAUUGUUUGAAGAUGUAUGGGGAAUUUAGCAAUAUUGAAAUAUUUGUUUUAAUCACAGAAAAAGUAAAAAGUACUAUAUAACAUAAAACCAAUCUAUUUUCAUAGCGGUAACAAAAUUAGAGGCUUAAUACUUUAUAUACCUUUAGCAAUUUGUGUAGAAUAGAACAGAAAAGUAGGCCGAAUGUUGGUUUUAAGAAAAGGUGUGCAUAAACAAACUGAUGGUAGAAAUUAUAAGGAGAUUGUACUUAAAAAAUAAAUUGUUGCUUCAUGUUAACUUCAUGCUGAGUAGUAUCAUUUUUGCUAAAUAAAAUUAUUAUUAUU